This is a messenger RNA of Phycodurus eques (leafy seadragon), 1943 nucleotides long. Its product is annotated as zinc finger protein OZF-like. NCBI's taxonomy places the organism in Eukaryota, Metazoa, Chordata, Actinopteri, Syngnathiformes, Syngnathidae. The record is from RefSeq and is a predicted model, not a curated record. Gene Ontology annotation, biological process: regulation of transcription by RNA polymerase II. Gene Ontology annotation, molecular function: DNA-binding transcription factor activity; RNA polymerase II cis-regulatory region sequence-specific DNA binding. The coding region runs from base 385 to 1659 and encodes 424 amino acids. The transcript is spliced from 2 exons.
CGCAACAACGAUCCGAGGUUUGUCCAAAUGGAGAUGCCGUACAUUUGACGUCGUAACUGCACUUCCGCAUACGUUUUGGUACGCAACCACAUGCUCGUCACUCAAUAAUUCUUCCUAAAUUAGUACUGACUUACCACACUGAAUCCUCGACAGAGUACGUUGAUCAUUGUUUUGCUGGACAUAAACAUCAUUUUUGUAAGUCUUCGUGUCCGGUUAAACUCGUCUCGGCGCACGUCGAAGCUUCUCGGCCUUUCUUAGCUGAGCUUAGUUUAGCUUAGCGUAGCUUAGAUUGCUAGCUAAAGGGGACGCCUUUGUUAUCAACACAUCGCUCAGCAGAGAUCAAGUAUAAAAGUGUUGUCAUCAUCUUGUGGGGAGGGGGAAAAAAUGUGUGCACGAACCAAAGUAAAGUACGAGGAGGAACUUUGUGCGACAAAAGAGGAGAACGAGCGACAACGUCAACGACUGGACGCUGUUUUGAAGAAUCCUCGUGUUGUGUUACACAGAGCAGACGCCAGUGUAAAAAAUCUUCGUCCUGACCAGCAGGGGCCCGAGUUCCCUGACAUUAAAGAGGAGGACGAAGAGCCCCAUCACGUCAAAAAGGAGGAGCAGCUGCUCUGCAUCAAAGAGGAGGAGGAUAUCGCAGAGUUGCCAGUGACUGGUGUCCUUUUGAAGAGCGAAGACGAAGGUCAAUAUGAGGGGAACGGAGGGGCGGAGCCUCCCAGCAGCAGCUCAAGUCAACACAUGAGAACAGAAGGGGAUGGAGACCACUGUGGCCUCCUCGCUCCAAUAUCAGAUAGUGACGACUUAACAUCACACUCAUCUGAUCACAAUGAUGAUGAUGAAGAUGAUGAAGAACAGUCUGAAGGUGAUGUGACACGUCACACUGGGAAAAAACGCUGGAAAUGUUCUCAGUGUAAGAAAACGUUUUCCUCCAAGUCUGUUUUGAAAAAACACACAAUAGUCCACACUGGAGAGAAACCUUUUACCUGCUCAUUUUGCGGUCAAAGAUUCUCUCAGAAAGUGAACUUAAAAAUACACACAAGAACCCACACUGGUGAGAAACCCUUUGUCUGCUCAUUUUGCGGUCAAAGAUUCUCUCAGAAGGUGAACUUAAAAAUACACACAAGAACACACACUGGUGAGAAACCUUUUGCGUGCUUGAUUUGCGGUCAAUCUUUCUCGAUUAAGGCAAAGUUAACAAGGCACACAAGAACCCACACUGGUGAGAAACCUUUUGCCUGCUCAAUUUGCGGCCACAGAUUCUGUCAGAAGGAAUACUUGAAAACACACACAAGAACACACACUGGCGAGAAACCUUUUGCCUGCACAGUUUGUGGUCAAACAUUCUUUCAGAAGGUAAACUUAAAAAUACACACAAGAACACACACCGGUGAAAGACCUUUUGCCUGCACAGUUUGUGGUCGACGAUUCUCUCACAAGCAAACCUUAAAAAUACACACAAGAACACACACUGGCGAGAAACCUUUUGUCUGCUCAGUGUGUGGCCAAAGAUUGUCUUCAAAGGAAUGCUUGAGAAGACACACAAGAAUGCACACUGGAGAAAAACCCUUUGCAUGCUCAGUCUGUGAGCAGAGAUUCUCUCGUAACGAUCAGCUUAAGAGACACAAGUGUGCUGGGAAGAAGAGCGGCGACCGGUGAAGCUUCAAAUGAAAAUUGGCAUGGUUGGAGACAAAUUUGAAAUACUCUACACUUGCAUUCUUGCCUACUGUGGACAGUUGUUGAGUAUUAACACUCGUGCUUGAUAACGAAAUGUAUCAGGUUUGACCGAUGUUUUUGUGAAGCCCAUAUCGAGUAAGCGAAUGAUUGAUUGAAAUUGCCCUCUUUGUUGUAAGAUCGAAAACGAUGAUAGUUAGUCAGUUAACUUUUAUAUCAAUAUAUCAUAUCAAAAUGUCCCCAAUUGAAAUGCCAUUAAUUCCCCCCCC